Trichomonas vaginalis G3 is the source of this 390-nucleotide messenger RNA. Its product is annotated as bromodomain family. Bases 1 to 390 code for a protein of 129 amino acids. NCBI's taxonomy places the organism in Eukaryota, Parabasalia, Trichomonadida, Trichomonadidae. Gene Ontology annotation, molecular function: protein binding. The transcript has a single exon. The record is from RefSeq and is a predicted model, not a curated record.
AUGUCAUCUAAAUUAGAAGAAUAUGGGUGGACACCAGCUUUGAUACAAAUGGCAAUUGAAGUAAUUGACAAAAUUAUUGCUCGUCCUCUUUCAUUGUAUGUUUCAGACCCAAGAAAUGGUUCAUUAAAUACGUUACAAGGAAUUAGAGAGAAGCUAUCAAAGAAAAAGUACUCGAAUUUACCUGAAUGGAAGAACGAAGUUCUUGCAGUAUUUAAAGCAGCAAAAACUUCAGAUAAUAAAUUGCAAACAGAUAUUUCCGAAGAAUUAACACAAUACUUUGAAAAGAAAUAUGCAGUGUUAGAGGAGCUUAGUCUUUUCAAAUUCAGAACAGCAAUAACUCGUGUUGUUGAUGAAAUGUCUGCUACAAUUGCUGUAAACGAAGAUCUCUAA